AACAGUCCAUAAAAACAAUAAAAAUUAUAUUGUCUUCGAUUGAAAAGAUUUACAAAUCUUUCAAAGAAUCAAAUAUUGAAAAAUCAAAGGAAGACUUAUUGGAAAAUUUGUUCACUUCUUGCGAAUUAAAGAAUACACUGAAAGAUCUGAAAAUUAAACUCACUUUUAAGGCGUUUUCAAAAUUAAUAAAUUUAAUUAAUACUGUUUGCGAACCAAACGAAAACUCAGCCAAAGUUAUGUCAAUUCUUGAAUUCAGAGCUCAAAUUCUGAAAAAUAUUUAUCCAUUUUUGGAGAUUUAUGUCAAUUCAUUGCAGUAUUUUAUAACCCUUUCGGUGUCUUCUCUGCGGACUUAUAAUAAGUUGCUUUCAGUUCUUUUGUCGCUCUUUUCUGAUUUGAUUCAAAACGGGUUUUGUUUACCACAAGAACCGAGCGAUGAAACCAAUAAUAAAGAGAUGGGAACGGAAUUAAAAGAUAUUGAAGACGGAGGUCUUGGAGAGGGAGAGGGAACUAAAGAUGUGAGCGAUAAGAUUGAGAGCGAAGACCAACUCGAAGACGCUCUUAAAGAAGGCGCCAAAGAAGAGGGAAAGGGAGACGAGAAUGAAGAAAAAGAUAUAGACGAAGAAGACAAUGGAAUUGAAAUGGAAAAUGAUUUUGAAGGACAAGCGUAUAGUCCUUCCAAAGGAGAUAAUGAAGACGACGAAGAAUCAGAUGGCGAUGACAGCGAUAAUAAUCUUGAGGACCAAAUGGGAGACGUCGACAAUAAUUCGGAUGUUUUGGACGAAAAGAUUUGGGGCUCCGAUGAAGAGAAUUCAGAUUCUGAUGAAACAGAUGGUGAGGACGAGACUGGAUUUGGAGGAAAGGAUACGUUAGAUAACAAAACUGUGGCCAACGAUGAGAAUAAAGAUCUUAAUAAAGACAAAAAUUCUGACGAGAAAUCAGAUGAAGAGAAUAAUGAGAAUGAAUUGGAAAUGAAUGAUAAAGAGAAUGAAUUACAGGGCGAUGACUAUGAAGACGAACGCAUCGAUCCCUACAAAGAUUUGGAGCCAAGGAUUGAUAAAUCAAAGGAAGAAUUACCCGAAAAUAUGGAAUUGGAUGACAACGAAGACAAUGAAGAAGACAACGAUGAAUCCGGAGAACAGAAAGACGACAAAUCAGUCUCGGGUUUGAGUGAUUCAGAAACUGAAGAACAGAAUUUGGAUGAAAUGAAUGCCAGUGAAGAAGAAUUUGAAGAAAACACUGAAAACAAUGAAAAUGAGGACAAAUCUAAAGAUUUAGAGAAUAAAGUGGAAGAAAUUGAAGACAUAGACGAAGGAAAGGAAGAGAAUAUUUCCGAAGAAAAGGAAUCAAAGCCUAAUCCCAGUCAAGGAAUGGAUUCGACUAAAGAUCAGAUUUUUAAUACACCCGACGAAAAGACAGUCGAAAAUGAAAACAAUUCUUCCAACGCUUGCGUCGAAGAAAAUACAGAACAAAAAUCGGAUCAAAAUGCGGGACAGAAUGAAGAACAGCACGGAUUUAGCAAUUCAUUGGUCGGCGAUAACACCACUCAAUCCGAGUCACAACAAUUGCAAAGUUCUGCCGCUUUGGAUGAGAAAGAACUUAAAGAAGAAAAGUUAAAUCAAAAUAUGAGAAAAGACAAUACGCGCCGCACUUUGGCUGACGAUUACGAUAAGAGCGCUAAACGACAGAAAAUAAUGGCAAAUGAAAACGAGAGCACUUCUAAUGCCGAUCCUAACAAUGAAAACGAUUCCAAGAAUCAAAUGAUUGAAUCACAACUCUAUCGACACGUCGACAAUAUAUUGGAUGCAAAUAACAAAGCCAUAGACAUCGCCAGUAAUGACGAGAAAAUGAUUCAAAAAGAUAAUGACAACGAAUCUGAUAAUAAGGAUAACAUUGAUUUGAAUAAACCCGAAGAGAUGGACAUCGAAGAGAAGAGUGAAUUAAUCGAUACCUUAAAACCUAUUGACGUUAAGUCAGAGAAAACACAAACGAAAUCGAGUAAUAAAAACGACGGAAAUAAAGAAGACAUGACUGAAGAGGCGAUGGAAACGGAAGGAGAAAUUAUUUCUACUCUUACUGUCCAAAGAGGAAAUGAGUCCACAUUUCACACGCAUAUAAACUCUGAUGAUAUCCACGAAUCGGACGACACUUUAAUUGGGAAACGUUUCGACGAUCUCUCGUUUAAAACGAUUAAUAAUUUGGACAUUAAUUCAGUGAUCGAUGUGUGGAAGGAAUGCGAGGCCAAAGUGUUUCCACUGGUGUACGAGUUGUGCGAACGCUUACAACUGGUGUUAGAGCCGACAAAAAUGGCUAAAUUGAGAGGCGAUUACAGGACUGGAAAGCGUCUGAAUAUGCGGAAAGUGAUCGCAUAUAUUGCCAGUGAUUUCAGAAAAGACAAGAUUUGGUUGCGAAGGACUAAAGCCAGUAAAAGACAGUAUCAGAUCGUAAUAGCGGUCGACGACUCUUCGAGUAUGUCUGACAACAAAUCCAAACAAUUGGCGUUCGAAUCGUUGGCUCUUUUGGGCAAAUCGUUGACUCUUCUGGAAGCGGGAGAACUGGCAAUCAUGAGCUUCGGACAGACCGUUCGCUUAUUGCAUCACUUCAAUGAGGCCUUCAAUGAGAAUACAGGCGCUAAUCUUCUCACACAAUUAACUUUUGAGCAAAAAGAGACCCGAAUCGCAGAUCUAUUACAAUCUGUGGAACAAUUGAUGUCAACUUCGAGACGACCGACUGGUUCUCAAAAGGAAGACAUCUCUCAACUGCUUAUUAUAGUAUCGGAUGGAAGAGGUAUUUACAGCGAAGGCGAGCAACGCGUUCGACAAUCAAUCAGAAAAAUGAAAGAAUUGGGUAUUUUUGUGGUGUUUGUUGUGAUCGACAAUCCCUUAAACAAGGACUCAAUACUCGACAUACGAGUGCCGAUCUUCAGCGGCGCCGGGAAUGUGAAGAUCGAGUCAUAUAUGGAAAGGUUUCCCUUUCAGUUCUAUAUCCUAUUGCGAGACAUAAAUGGUUUGCCAGUCGUUAUGGGAGAAGCGCUGCGACAGUGGUUUGAAUUGAUUACAAGCGGACAAACGUAAUGACAAUAUAUAUAAUAAACUUUAUUGAAGAGUCAAUAAUAGAAAGACUUAUAAUUUGAUAUUCUUUGCCAACACUUUGUUUUUUCAUAAAAUAAUUAUUUUCGACACAAAUAUUAAUAUUACUGUUAAUUGUUUCGUAAAUAAAAGGAUAAAAAUUGUUUUUCAAUAAAAG
Messenger RNA from Medioppia subpectinata, 3243 nucleotides. Lineage: Eukaryota; Metazoa; Arthropoda; Arachnida; Sarcoptiformes; Oppiidae. The record is from the annotation of a GenBank genome assembly.